Messenger RNA from Limanda limanda (common dab), 3348 nucleotides. Its product is annotated as E3 ubiquitin/ISG15 ligase TRIM25-like. The coding region runs from base 1 to 3348 and encodes 1115 amino acids. The record is from RefSeq and is a predicted model, not a curated record. NCBI's taxonomy places the organism in Eukaryota, Metazoa, Chordata, Actinopteri, Pleuronectiformes, Pleuronectidae. The transcript has 3 exons. Gene Ontology annotation, molecular function: protein binding.
AUGUUUCUGUUCAGAAGAAGUGAAACAAUUCUACAGUCACUGGCACCAGGUGAAAUGGACACACACAGAUUCUGCUGUUCGAUCUGUCUGAAUCCACUCAAGGAUCCGGUGACUAUUGGCUGUGGACACAGCUACUGUAAGAGCUGUAUUAAAACUGUCUGGGACAACAAGAGUUGGAAAAGAAGCUACAGCUGCCCUCAGUGUAGACAGACCUUCCUACUGAGGCCUGUCCCGGUGAAAAACACCGUGUUAGCAGAUCUACUGGAGGAGCUGAAGAAGACUGGACUCCUAGCUGCUCCUGCUGAUCACUGCUAUGCUGGACCUGAAGAUGUGGCCUGUGAUGUCUGCACUGGGAGAAAACUGAAAGCUCUCAAGUCCUGUUUGGUUUGUUUGGCCUCUUAUUGUGAAAACCACCUCCAGCCUCAUUUUCAAUCACCUCCAUUUAAGCUGCACAAGCUGGUGAAUCCCUCGGAGAAGCUCGAAGAGAACAUCUGCUCUCGUCACAAUGAGGUGAAGAAGAUGUUCUGCAGCACUGAUGAGCAGUGUAUCUGUUAUCUCUGCUCUGUCUAUGAAUAUAAAGCAGAAGCAGAAAGGACUGAGAGGCCGAGAGAGCUCGGGCUGAUGAGACAAACAAUUCAUCAGAGAGUCCAGGACACAGAGAAAGACGUGAAGCUGCUUCAACAGGAGGAGGAGGCUGUCAACGGCUCUGCUGAUAAAGCAGUGGAGGACAGUGAGGAGAUCUUCACUGAGCUGAUCCAUCUGCUGGAGAAAAGAAGCUCUGAUGUGAAGCAGCAGAUCAGAUCCCAGCAGGAAACUGAAGUUAGUCGAGUCAGAGAGCUUCAGAAGAGACUGGAGCAGGAGAUCACUGAGCUGAAGAAGAAAGACCAUGAACUUAAGCAGCUCUCAGACACAGAGGAUCACAACAAGUUUCUACACAACGACCCCUCUACACACUCAUCCAGCAUCAGGAUCCGUCCUCUGAGGAACUUUGAGGACGUGACAGCAGCUGUGUCACAGGUCAGAGGUCGACUACAGGACAUUCUGAGUGAGACAGAGUUUUUACAGAUUGUGUCUCAAGUGGAUGUUUUACUGCCAAAACCAGAGACCAGAGCUGACUUCUUAAAAUAUUCACAGGAAAUCACAUUGGAUCCAAACACAGCAAACAGACAUGUGUUAUUAUCUGAUGGAAACAGAAAAGUAACACAUAUGAGACAAGAACAGUCUUAUUCUUAUCACCCAGACAGAUUCACUGAUUGUUGUCAGGUCCUGAGUAGAGAGAGUCUGACUGGACGUUGUUACUGGGAGGUGGAGAUGGGGGUGGGGCCGGGGUGGGGAGCAGUUGGUGUAACAGUCACAUACAAGAAUAUCAGUAGAGCAGGAGAUUCACUUGAAUGUAGAUUUGGAUUCAAUGAUAAAUCUUGGUCAUUAUCUUGUUAUAGAAACAGUUAUACCUUUCAUUACAACAGCAUCAUGACUCCAGUGUCAGGUCGUCGGUCCUCCAGAGUAGGAGUGUACCUGGAUCACAGAGCAGGUGUUCUGUCCUUCUACAGCGUCUCUGACACCAUGACUCUCAUCCACAGAGUCCAGACCACAUUCACUCAGCCUAUCUAUGCUGGAGUUAAUGUUCAUUGUUAUGGAGACACAGCUGAGUUCUGUGCUGGGCAGAUAUUCACGCACCCACCUUCUCCAAAACAGGUCUGCGAGGUGAUGAGUUUGCUUCCAUCUGCGGCAAGAAGUGAAACAAUUCUACAGUCACUGGCACCAGGUGAAAUGGACACACACAGAUUCUGCUGUUCAAUCUGUCUGGAUCCACUCAAGGAUCCAGUGACUAUUGGCUGUGGACACAGCUACUGUAAGAGCUGUAUUAAAACUGUCUGGGACAAAAACAGUUGGAAAAGAAGCUACAGCUGCCCUCAGUGUAGACAGACCUUCCUACUGAGGCCUGUCCUGGUGAAAAACACAGUGUUAGCUGAUCUACUGGAGGAGCUGAAGAAGACUGGACUCCUAGCUGCUCCUGCUGAUCACUGCUAUGCUGGACCUGAAGAUGUGGCCUGUGAUGUCUGCACUGGGAGAAAACGGAAAUCUCUCAAGUCCUGUUUGGUUUGUUUGGCCUCUUAUUGUGAAAAACAUCUCCAGCCUCAUUUUCAAUCACCUCCAUUUAAGAAGCACAAGCUGGUGGAGCCCUCGGAGAAGCUCCAGGAGAACAUCUGCUCUCGUCACGACGAGGUGAUGAAGAUGUUCUGCCGCACUGAUGAGCAGUGUAUCUGUUAUCUUUGCUCUGUCUAUGAAUAUAAAGCAGAAGCAGAAAGGACUGAGAGGCAGAGAGAGCUCGGGCUGAGGAGACAAACAGUCCAGCAGAGAGUCCAGGACACAGAGAAAGACGUGAAGCUGCUUCAACUGGAGGAGGAGGCCGUCAAUGGCUCUGCUGACAAAGCAGUGGAGGACAGUGAGGAGAUUUUCACUGAGCUGAUCCGUCUGCUGGAGAAAAGAAGCUCUGAUGUGAAGCAGCAGAUCAGAUCCCAGCAUGAAACUGAAGUGAGGCGAGUCAGAGAGCUUCAGAAGAGACUGGAGCAGGAGAUCACUGAGCUGAAGAGGAAAGACCAUGAACUUAAGCAGCUCUCAGACACAGAGGAUCACAACCAGUUUCUACACAACUACCCCUCACUGUCACCACUCAGUGAAUCUACACACUCAUCCAGCAUCAGGAUCCAUCCUCUGAGGUACUUUGAGGAUGUGACAGCAGCUGUGUCACAGGUCAGAGGUCGACUACAAGACAUUCUGAGUGUUUUACUUCCACAACCAGAGACCAGAGCUGACUUCUUAAAAUAUUCACAGGAAAUCACACUGGAUCGAAACACAGCACACAGAGGUCUGUUAUUAUCUGAGGGAAACAGAAAAGCAAGACGUAUGAGAGAAGAACAGUCUUAUUCUUAUCACCAAGACAGAUUCACUGAUUGUUGUCAGGUCCUGAGUAGAGAGAGUCUGACUGGACGUUGUUACUGGGAGGUGGAGGUGAAGGUGAGAGGAGCAGUUGGUGUAGCAGUUACAUACAAGAAUAUCAGCAGAGCAGGAGACUCACAUGAAUGUGGAUUUGGAUACAAUGAUAAAUCUUGGUCAUUAUCUUGUUAUAGAAACAGUUAUACCUUUCAUUACAACAGCAUGAAGACUCCAGUGUCAGGUCGUGUGUCCUCCAGAGUAGGAGUGUACCUGGAUCACAGUGCAGGUGUUCUGUCCUUCUACAGCGUCUCUGACACCAUGACUCUCCUCCACAGAGUCCAGACCACAUUCACUCAGCCUCUCUGUGCUGGAGUUUCGUUUUGUUAUGGAGACACAGCUGUUGUUUUCUAA